CUAACAUAGAACACGAUUGAUACAGAGUCAGCUGAUUUCCGAAGUCGCCGGACAUCCCUGCGAAGCCCGCCGAAACGGCCGAUCCAUCUAUCGCUGGCUAGUUCCCAUGGACAUCGUCAUGGCCGACCCGGAGCUCGGGUCCGUCUACAGCAGCGAGCACUCCGGUUUCGUGGCGUGGCUGGAUCCGAGCACCCGAGCGUUCUGGGUCAGCUAUGUGUGCCGCGGUGGCAAGGUGCUGAACAUCGCUCUCGUGCACGAUACGCAACCCGACCGUGACGAGGACGGGGUGUGGCACUCGCAGGUGCCAAGGGAAGAGGUCCUCUCCGUAGCCCAAAACUUCCAUCAGUCGAUCAAAAGGAUGAUUUUCAUGCCUACUGAGGAUGGCAUCCACGUUCAUCAUGCGAAAACACGACCGCCGCUGGACAGCUUCGCCCGCGCCCGCACCGUGGUAGUGGGCGACGCAGCACAUGUCAUGAUGCCCUCCCACGCCGCUGGCGCGGGUAUCGCCAUCGAGUCGGCAGCCUCACUGGAAGUUCUUUUUCGGGAAGUUGACGGAAAGGAUGGCCCGACCGUGAGAUACCGACUCCGGCUCUUUGACAAAUUGCGCAUCCCUCGAUGCAACCUCACCAUGUUGGUAUCCAAUAGUCCCCAGGGUCAACCCCGGAAAUCCGGUGUGGUAGAUGAGAUACGCAAAUUCUACCAGGGACCGUUGCCACCUUCUGAUGCCCUGCCGUACUCCAAAGCCUGGAGAGAUGUACUCUUUGGACACGACGAAUUCCGGGCUGCCGAGAAACUGUUGGGGGAUGAAGGGGUAGAGGUCAAAACGUAAUUACCGUGCAUAAUCAGCAGGAGAUGGUCGAAUGCCAUUGAACGGAUGCUGCUUGUGGGGGGCGAUAACUUGACAUGGGAUGAUUUCUGUGUCCAGUCUUUUAGCUGUCGGUUGAGUUCAUGUUGCUGUUAGGAGUCUCGCAACCCCCGAAGUGCCUGAUUCGCAUUUAUCCGCACCUGAGUCCCUCGCCGAAUUCAGAAGUAAGGAAACUGUCAGUUGCUUGACCAAACUCUGAUGGGCAGAGCUAACAUGU
This is a messenger RNA of Thermothelomyces thermophilus ATCC 42464, 1082 nucleotides long. RefSeq lists its product as uncharacterized. Bases 107 to 829 code for a protein of 240 amino acids. The transcript has a single exon. NCBI's taxonomy places the organism in Eukaryota, Fungi, Ascomycota, Sordariomycetes, Sordariales, Chaetomiaceae. The record is from RefSeq and is a predicted model, not a curated record. Gene Ontology annotation, molecular function: monooxygenase activity.